AAGCGCGCGUUCGAUUCAAAUUUGAAACCGAUCGGGGGUGGGCGGUUAUAAAGAUUGACGGACAGGUUAAUCGUUCGGUAUUGUGUUUCCGUGCAGAGUGCGGGUGCGACAACGUCAUGAGGUUCCUUGUGGCCAUACUAUUCGUCGUUGCGGUGCAAUGUCGCCCAUCUCCAGAAGCUGGUUUCAAUGGCUAUUCUCCAAGUGCGCCGAGUAACGGCUACGGUCCACCAGCACCUCAAUACGGAGCACCGCCACAACAACCAAUAGUACACAAGCACGUCUACGUCCACGUUCCACCACCUGAAAAUGAGUACCCUGCACCGCGCAAGACCAUACCAGUGGCGCCUGCGCAGAAGCACUACAAGAUUAUCUUCAUAAAGGCACCUACUCCACCAACCCCAACAGCGCCAGUCAUUCCAGUGCAACCGCAAAACGAGGAGAAGACGCUGGUGUACGUCCUCGUGAAGAAACCCGAACCCGAACCGGAGAUCGUCAUACCAACCCCCGCUCCCACGCAACCGAGCAAACCGGAGGUGUAUUUCAUUCGGUACAAAACACAGAAACAAGAGAGCGGCUACCCCGACAGCGGAGUACCUCAGUCGUACGGGCCACCAUCAGCGCCCUCUGGCGAAUAUGGCGCACCCUAAUGUACCGGUAGUCCGCCGAACCACCAACGUAGGUUUUCGUUACUAAAUGUGAUCGUAAUUGUCGUGUUAUAUAUUAUUAGUAGAAUCGGUGACAAAUUAUACCUUAGGACCAUAGAUUUUAAGUUUUACAUACCAGUAGGAUAGCAUAUUUUUUUAUUUUCGUAUGCGUAAUAAAAUUUGUUAAUUUAUAGAAUUUAUAAAACAGA
Molecule: messenger RNA, 853 nt
Organism: Photinus pyralis (common eastern firefly)
Lineage: Eukaryota; Metazoa; Arthropoda; Insecta; Coleoptera; Lampyridae
Product: leucine-rich repeat extensin-like protein 5
Exons: 4
Coding region: 117-647 (176 amino acids)
Source: RefSeq, a predicted model, not a curated record